AUGAAGUCAUUAACAUUUCAAAGUAUAUUCAUUGUGCUUAUUGUAUUGUGGAGAGGAGUGACAUUGAUAUCAGCUGCAAAAAUAGAUGUGGAGGAGGAAGUUGAAGUUGAAGUUGAAGCUGCAGAAAUAGAUGUUUCAGGAGUGACAUUGAUAUCAGCUGCAAAAAUAGAUGUGGAGGAGGAAGUUGAAGUUGAAGUUGAAGCUGCAGAAAUAGAUGUUUCAGAUCAUAUCGAUCUUUAUUAUCAGGUGACAGUUGACCGGCCUGAUGUUGCUGGUAGAGUCAGGAUCCUUCAGGUGCAUUCAAGGGGAAAAUCACUUGCAAAAGAUGUGGAUUUUGAUAAGGUUGCUAGGAGAACACCAGGUCCACCACCACCACCACCACCACCUCCCAGAAGCAAUCAUUCCGAUGAAAUAGAGAAAGUUGAAGUGGAGCCCCCUGUUGCUCGUGUUGAGGAGGAUGACAUCUUUGUAGGAGAAGGAAUUGACUAUUCUGUCCCUAGUAAAGAUAUAAGCCAAAGCCCAUUGUCAGAAGACAUGGAAGAAUCUCCUAAAAGAAAAGAGAGACCUUCCAAUUUCAAUGAGCCAGCUUAUGGCCCUGUUCCACCCUCGGACCCAUCUCAAGACUGGCAACAAACAGAGUAUCAAUAUGUGGAGCCGAUGGGGUACCCCGAACAAUAUGUCCACCAAGAUGGUCAAAUGUAUAAUAUGCAAGGAGGUUUGACCAUAGAAGGGGACCCACAUUUAAUGACACAAGAAGAGAAAGAUAGAGGUUUAGGGUCGGUGUUUAAGCGGGAUGAUACAAGGCUUCAACAUUUAAGUGAUGAUGAAGCUGAUUUAUCCAAAAAAUGGAUAUGGUGUCGAGAAAAGGGUUGGCUUCAUAGGUGGGACUUUGAGACAGAAGAGGAAUGGGCGACAUUAGGAAGCCAUGCCAAAAGCUGCGUUUCAGUUUGAGGAGUGACAUUGAUAUCAGCUGCAAAAAUAGAUGUGGAGGAGGAAGUUGAAGUUGAAGUUGAAGCUGCAGAAAUAGAUGUUUCAGGAGUGACAUUGAUAUCAGCUGCAAAAAUAGAUGUGGAGGAGGAAGUUGAAGUUGAAGUUGAAGCUGCAGAAAUAGAUGUUUCAGAUCAUAUCGAUCUUUAUUAUCAGGUGACAGUUGACCGGCCUGAUGUUGCUGGUAGAGUCAGGAUCCUUCAGGUGCAUUCAAGGGGAAAAUCACUUGCAAAAGAUGUGGAUUUUGAUAAGGUUGCUAGGAGAACACCAGGUCCACCACCACCACCACCACCACCUCCCAGAAGCAAUCAUUCCGAUGAAAUAGAGAAAGUUGAAGUGGAGCCCCCUGUUGCUCGUGUUGAGGAGGAUGACAUCUUUGUAGGAGAAGGAAUUGACUAUUCUGUCCCUAGUAAAGAUAUAAGCCAAAGCCCAUUGUCAGAAGACAUGGAAGAAUCUCCUAAAAGAAAAGAGAGACCUUCCAAUUUCAAUGAGCCAGCUUAUGGCCCUGUUCCACCCUCGGACCCAUCUCAAGACUGGCAACAAACAGAGUAUCAAUAUGUGGAGCCGAUGGGGUACCCCGAACAAUAUGUCCACCAAGAUGGUCAAAUGUAUAAUAUGCAAGGAGGUUUGACCAUAGAAGGGGACCCACAUUUAAUGACACAAGAAGAGAAAGAUAGAGGUUUAGGGUCGGUGUUUAAGCGGGAUGAUACAAGGCUUCAACAUUUAAGUGAUGAUGAAGCUGAUUUAUCCAAAAUGGAUAUGGGUGGUCGAGAAAAGGGUUGGCUUCAUAGGUGGGACUUUGAGACAGAAGAGGAAUGGGCGACAUUAGGAAGCCAUGCCAAAAGCUGCGUUUCAGUUUGGUGUGAAGAUGCAAUUUUUGCUAUUCCUGCUAUCAGAAUGAUUCCCACUUCAGUUCUUUGGGGUUACUUCGCCUACAUGUCAAUCGAUAGUCUUCCUGGAAAUCAAUUUUGGGAACGAUUGUUGCUCUUUUUCAUCCCUACUGGUCGACGUUUCAAAGUGUUGGAGUCGCUUCAUGCGUCAUAUGUGGAAUCGGUUCCAUUCAAAUACAUAACAAUGUUUACAUUCAAAUGUAAGGGUUCAUGA
This is a messenger RNA of Lactuca saligna, 2091 nucleotides long. The record is from the annotation of a GenBank genome assembly. Lineage: Eukaryota; Viridiplantae; Streptophyta; Magnoliopsida; Asterales; Asteraceae.